UAAAAAUGCAAAGAGUAAACAUUUUGUCGGGGCAUCUAACGUCAAACAGACGUAUGGGACUGAGGCAGUGCAGCGCAACAGCCGCGAACCCCAAUGAUAUCGUUGUGGUUCACGGGCUCAGAACGGCCAUCGGCCGGGCGAAGAGAGGCUCUUUUAAGGACACUACCCCUGAUGAGCUGCUUAGUGCUGUGAUGAGUGCAGUCAUUAAAGAUGUGGGACUCAAGCCCUCUUUACUAGGAGAUGUGUGUGUUGGUAAUGUUCUACAACCUGGGGCAGGUGCACUGAUGGCUCGAGUUGCACAUUUUUUUAGUGGCUUUCCAGAGUCCGUACCAGUCUAUACUGUAAACAGGCAGUGCUCCUCUGGACUACAGGCACUUUUUAAUAUUGCAGGUGGAAUCAGAGGAGGUUCCUAUGACCUGGGACUUGCUUGUGGUGUUGAAAGCAUGUCUCUACGUUCCCCGAAUAACCCAGGAGACAUCAGCCCCAGACUAAUGGACAAUGAGAAGGCUAGAGACUGCAUCAUUCCCAUGGGAAUAACCUCAGAGAAUGUUGCUGAGAGAUUUGGGAUCACUAGGGAAAAACAGGAUCGCUUUGCUCUCAGUUCCCAGCAAAAGGCAGCCAUGGCACAGAAGAACGGCAUAUUUGAUCAAGAGAUCACACCAGUCACUACUAAAUUUGUGGAGGAAAAUGGCACUGAGCGCACCAUUACUGUCACAAAGGAUGAUGGGAUACGACCUGGGACUACAUUAGAAGGCCUUGCCAAACUGCGACCGGCAUUCAAGGACACCGGCAGCACCACAGCUGGUAAUGCCAGUCAGGUGAGUGAUGGCGCUGCAGCAGUGCUGAUUGGCCGGAGAUCUGCGGUUGAGAAACUGGGACUUCCUGUAUUUGGGGUGCUGAGGGCAAGCGCUGUGGUGGGUGUUCCUCCGGAUGUAAUGGGCAUCGGCCCAGCCUAUGCAAUCCCAGAAGCCCUCAAACUGGCUGGACUGACUGUGGAUGAUAUUGAUGUGUUUGAGAUCAACGAAGCAUUUGCCAGUCAGGCUGUGUAUUGUGUGGAAAAACUGGGUAUUCCAAUGGAGAAAGUGAAUCCAAAUGGAGGAGCCAUAGCUUUUGGUCAUCCAUUGGGCUGUACUGGUGCUCGACAGGUCGUGACUUUGCUCAAUGAGCUCAAACGCAGACGGAAGAGAGGAUUUGGCGUGGUGUCUAUGUGCAUCGGAACUGGAAUGGGAGCGGCAGCAGUUUUCGAGUAUCCAGGACAGUGAUCUUAAGAUGCAAGUUACAGAGCAACUAUUCUAAAAUUCUCUUUAAUUAAGCUGCUAGAACGCUAACUACAGAACACAAGUAGAGGGAGCACACUUGUUUAUGUGCAUAAAGUAGGUAUAAGGUUGUAAGGAUGGUAAUGAUACCUCUCAUUCAAGUGCCUUGCAUUUCAACUCUGAUGCCUGUAUCUAGUUAAGCAAUCAGAAUUACAACUUUUGUCUGUUUGAUUUGCAACAGAAAUGUUUUUUUUUUAUGUUGAUAUAACAGUAAAACUCAGAAAUGAUGAUUAGAAAAAAUGUUUUUUAAUUACCCGUGUUGAGGACAAGUGUAAUAUGCUAAGAUUUGUAAUGCCUCUGAUUUGUUAGAAUAAAAAGGUUUGUAAUGUU
This is a messenger RNA of Danio rerio (zebrafish), 1646 nucleotides long. RefSeq names its product acetyl-CoA acyltransferase 1 (gene acaa1). Gene Ontology annotation, molecular function: acetyl-CoA C-acyltransferase activity; acetyl-CoA C-myristoyltransferase activity; acetyl-CoA C-acetyltransferase activity. The record is from RefSeq and is marked provisional. Lineage: Eukaryota; Metazoa; Chordata; Actinopteri; Cypriniformes; Danionidae. Gene Ontology annotation, cellular component: peroxisome.